AUGUCCUCAGUUCCAUAUAAAUAUCCUUUUGUAGAAGUUAAAAAUAUUGAGAUUGAAGUCGGAAAUUUCGUUGCACAACGAUUUAUUGCUCAUUAUUCCAAAGAACAUAAGAUAAUUGGACAUAAUAAUCAAACUAUAUUAUCGAGGUCUCAAUCUAUACUUUGGAGAAUGAUUUCGGGUGAACAAAAACAAUUUUUUCAGGAAUUUAUACGAAGAAGCGCUUAA
This is a messenger RNA of Diversispora eburnea, 225 nucleotides long. Lineage: Eukaryota; Fungi; Glomeromycota; Glomeromycetes; Diversisporales; Diversisporaceae. The record is from the annotation of a GenBank genome assembly.